AUGGCUCAGCCGCCUCCCGGCGCGGACACGCUUCAACGACGCCACAGGCUGCGCCGCUCGCGCUGCCGAAAAAGAUCCAAGCCGCGGCGGCGGUCGGCAAGGUGGGCGUGGUGCAGACGUGGCUCGCCGGGGACGGGUGGGUUGACGCGACGUGCGUGCGUGGCGGUGUGAGUGGCUGGACGCUCCUGCUGAUCGCCGCCGCCAACGGUCACAAGCAGCUGGUCGAACUUCUGCUGAAGGGCGGCGCGAAGGUGGACGCACAAAACAGCAUCGGCAUUACGGCGCUGACUGCCGCCGCCCUCAACAGCCAUCUGCACGUGGUCGAGACGCUGCUGCAGUAUGGCGCGGAGAUCAACCUGCAGAACAGCUACGGCAGCACCGCGCUGAUGGGUCGAGCUGCUUCUUCGGCACGGCGCAGAGGUCGACCUGCGGGACUGCGACGGCCACACUGCGCUCACGUCCGCCGCUGACAACGGCCGCCCUGCCGUUCUGCUCCGGCUGCUGCGGGCGGGCGCAGACAUGGCGCUGCGCACUGCGGCGGGCAAGACGGCGCUGCAGCUUGCCAAAGAGAAGGGCCACACCGAGUGCGUCGCGGCUGUCAAGACGUUUCUCGGCGAGGUGGCGGCGGAGAGGCGCGACGCGGCGGCGGUCGAGGCGGGCGGCGCGGGGGCAGGCAGCGCUUCGGGCGGCGAGGGCGGCAGCAGCGGGCCGGUUUCCGAGGAGAUCGGCGAGGCGGGUUGCGCAGGGGCGGACGGCGAUGCCGCCUCGGGCAAGGGGGCAGCGGCGGCACCAACCAACAAGCCGCCCCCGGACUCGUCUGACGAGGAGGACCAGCCCCUCUCGCAGAGAAAGCAAACUGCCGCGUCCUCUUCUGGCGGCGUGGAGAGCGGAACGGGCGAGGACGCCGUCCCCUAUGAGAUCGCGAAGGCGGCUCGGCAAGGCGACGAGGCGGCGGUGCUGGCGUGGCUCGACGGCGGCGGGCGGGUGGACGCGACUUACGAGUGUGGCAAGUCGACUGGCCUCACGCUGCUGAUGGCCGCUGCCAUCUACGGCCACGAGCGGGUGGUCGAGCUGUUGCUGCAGCGCGGUGCUGAGGUAAACGUGGUGGACAACCUCGGCCGCACCGCGCUGAUGAGCGCCGCCCACCAAGGCAACAAGCGGGUGGUCGAGCUGCUGCUGCGGCACGGGGCGAAGAUCAACCUGCAGGACAGCGACGGCGUCACCGCGCUCACGAGCGGGUGGUCGAGCUGCUGCUGCGGCAUGGGGCGGAGAUCAACCAGCAGAACAAUACCGGCCUCACUGCGCUGAUAUUCGCCGCCUACCAGAACCACCCCGCCCCUCUCCACUGCCUGCUGCGGGCGGGCGCCGACACGGAACUGCGCGUGGCGGCUGGCUGCACAGCGCUGCAGCUUGCCAAGGAGGCGGGCAGCGCCGAGUGCGUGCGCGCCUUCGAGGAGCAUGCGGCGGCCAAGGCAGCGGCCGAGGCGGUGGCGAAGGAGGCGGCGAGGGCUGCGGAGGCGGCGGAGAGGGCGGCGGAGAGGGCGGCGGAGAGGGCGGUGGCGGAGGCGGAGGCGGCGCGGCAUGCCGAGGAGCUGCUGGCGGAGGAGGAGGCGGAGAAGCGCGGCAAGGGCAAGAAGGGCAAGAAGAAGAAGAAGGGCGGCGGGAGCGGCGGCGUUGGGCCGUCGCAGGAGCCCGAGGCGCCGGCGGAGGGUGCAGAGGCGCGAUCAGAGGGUGUCGAGGUGCUAUCAGAGGCAGCCGCAGCCGAGGCCGCAAAGAAGGCCGAGGAGGCGAGAUUGAUCAGGCUUCUCGAAAGUUGUCACGAGGAGAGGAUCCGGCUCGGCAUCACGGCGGAGAGCCAGGCAGCGGCUUUAGCUGAGAUGGUCGAGGCGGAGCGCUUGGCCGAGGAGGCGGAGGAGGAGGAGGAGGAGGCAGAGGCGGAGGAGGAGGAAGCCGCGGCCGAGGAGGAAGCCGCGGCCGCGGCACUUGCGGCAGCUGAGGCGGCCACGGCGGCAGCUGAGGCGGCGAUGGCCGCCGCAAAGGCGAGGCGCGCGGCCGCUGCGAGGGCCAAGGCGGCCGCUGCAAGGAAGGCGGCGGCCGCGGCGGCCCAGCGCUCAUAGAGAGCCGCUGAGAGCAGGACAUGACGCGCGCAUCU
Molecule: messenger RNA, 2152 nt
Organism: Emiliania huxleyi CCMP1516
Lineage: Eukaryota; Haptophyta; Isochrysidales; Noelaerhabdaceae
Exons: 4
Source: RefSeq, a predicted model, not a curated record